CCCACGUGGGGCGCAGACGCGCUCUUCAUUGGCGGCUGAGUGGGAGGCGGGGCUAGAGCGCGCCGGAGCCGCGCGGCGUCCGGCCCGAGGGGCCAGCUUUGGGAGCUGAGGGCCGGCAGGGAGGGGGCGCAGGCCAUGGCGCCGGCUCUGCGUUACCUGAGCGGAGCCUGCGGCCGCGCCCGCGGGGUUUUCCCCGGCGGCUUCUCCGCGGCGUGCCGGCCGGCGCAGGGGAGACCCUGGCCGCUGUGCCAAGGUUUCCGUAGAGCCAGCACCCGCUCAUUUGAUGUAGUCAUUAUCGGUGGUGGAAUUGUGGGCCUUGCCUCUGCCAGAGCACUCAUCCUGCGACAUCCAGCACUUUCCAUUGGUGUUCUGGAAAAGGAGAAGGAUUUAGCUGUUCACCAGACAGGACAUAACAGUGGUGUCAUACAUAGUGGAAUUUAUUAUAAACCUGAAUCUCUGAAAGCUAAAUUGUGUGUACAGGGUGCAGCCCUCAUCUAUGAGUAUUGUAACCAAAAGGGAAUUUCCUACAAGCAGUGUGGCAAGCUUAUAGUAGCUGUUGAACAAGAAGAAAUUCCCAGACUUCAAGCCCUAUAUGAGAGAGGCCUGCAGAAUGGUGUUCAGGGCCUGAGGCUAAUCCAACAGGAAGAUAUAAAGAAGAAGGAGCCAUAUUGCAGGGGUCUAAUGGCUAUUGAUUGUCCAUACACUGGCAUUGUGGACUAUCGGCAGGUGGCUUUGUCAUUUGCCCAGGAUUUCCAAGAAGCAGGUGGCUUUGUCUUGACCAAUUUUGAAGUAAAAGAUAUUGAAAUGGCUAAAGAAAGUCCUUCAGGAAGUAAAGAUGGGACGAAAUAUCCAAUUGUUAUAAGGAAUACAAAGGGAGAGGAAGUUCAGUGUCAGUAUGUUGUGACGUGUGCAGGACUUUACUCGGACCGUAUUUCAGAGUUGAGUGGCUGUAAUCCUGAUCCUCGGAUUGUCCCAUUCCGGGGAGAUUACCUGCUCUUGAAGCCGGAAAAAUGCUAUCUUGUAAGAGGAAAUAUUUAUCCGGUUCCAGAUAGCCGGUUUCCUUUCCUAGGGGUUCACUUCACACCAAGGAUGGACGGCAAUAUUUGGCUAGGGCCUAAUGCAGUUCUUGCCUUUAAACGAGAGGGCUACAAACCCUAUGACUUCAGUGCCAGAGAUGUUAUGGAUGUAAUUAUCAAGAGUGGCUUGAUUAAAUUAGUGUUCCAGAAUUUUUCCUAUGGAGUUAAUGAAAUGUAUAAAGCCUGUUUUCUCAGUGCAACAGUGAAGCACCUUCAAAAGUUUAUCCCUGAAAUUACUGUCAGUGAUAUACUGAGAGGUCCAGCUGGAGUAAGAGCCCAAGCCCUGGAUAGAGAUGGAAAUCUGGUGGAAGAUUUUGUAUUUGAUGGAGGAGCUGGGGCUAUUGGAAGUCGCAUUCUUCAUGUUCAGGAGCAAGUACAUCCCAAUCUCUCAGCUAAUGAAGAGUCUCUCUAUUAUAUUGAAGAGCUGAUUUUUCAGCUGCUUAAUAAAUUAUGCAUGGCUCAACCAAGGACUGUUCAAGAUGUGGAGGAACGUGUUCAAAAGACCUUUCCUCAUCCAAUUGAUAAAUGGGCUAUUGCUGAUGCACAAUCUGCCAUAGAAAAACGAAAACGAAGAAAUCCUCUCUUACUUCCUGUGGACAAAAUCCAUCCUUCAUUGAAGGAAGUUUUAGGGUACAAAGUGGACUAUCAUGUAUCCCUAUAUAUUGUGGCUGUGCUAGAGUAUAUCUCAGCUGAUAUUUUGAAGUUGGCUGGUAAUUAUGUUUUUAAUAUCCGACAUUAUGAAAUAUCUCAGCAGGACAUUAAAGUGUCAAUGUGUGCAGAUAAGGUUUUGAUGGACAUGUUUGAUCAGGAUGACAUAGGUUUGGUUUCUCUCUGUGAAGACGAACCUCGUUCUUCAGGCGAAUUAAACUACUAUGACCUUGUCAGAACCGAAAUUGCGGAAGAAAGGCAGUAUCUACGGGAACUCAAUAUGAUCAUUAAAGUGUUUCGAGAAGCCUUUCUUUCUGACAGAAAGCUGUUUAAACCUUCUGAUAUUGACAGGAUUUUCAGUAACAUUUCAGAUAUACAUGAAUUAACUGUGAAACUUUUAGGUUUGAUUGAAGACACAGUUGAAAUGACUGAUGAAAGCAGUCCUCAUCCGUUAGCGGGCAGCUGUUUUGAAGAUUUGGCAGAAGAGCAAGCAUUUGAUCCUUAUGAAACAUUAUCACAGGACAUUCUUUCUCCAAAAUUUAAUGAACAUUUUAGUAAGUUGAUGGCCAGACCUGCGGUGGCUCUACACUUUCAGUCCAUUGCUGAUGGUUUUAAAGAGGCAGUUCGUUAUGUCCUUCCACGCCUUAUGCUGGUGCCUGUUUAUCAUUGUUGGCACUAUUUUGAAUUAUUAAAGCAAUUGAAAGCAUGUAGUGAAGAGCAGGAAGACAGAGAAUGUUUGAACCAAGCUAUUACCGCUCUUAUGAAUCUCCAAGGUAGUAUGGACCGGAUUUACAAGCAGUAUUCACCUAGACGCCGACCUGGGGAUCCUGUUUGCCCUUUUUAUAAUCGUCAGUUAAGAAGCAAGCAUCUGGCUAUUAAAAAAAUGAAUGAAAUUCAGAAAAACAUAGAUGGAUGGGAAGGGAAAGAUAUUGGACAGUGUUGUAAUGAAUUCAUUAUGGAAGGCCCAUUGACACGAAUUGGUGCUAAACAUGAACGACAUAUUUUUCUCUUCGAUGGCUUAAUGAUUAGCUGUAAACCCAAUCAUAGUCAGUCACGCCUUCCAGGUUAUAGUAGUGCAGAAUACAGAUUAAAAGAGAAAUUUGUCAUGAGGAAAAUACAAAUAUGUGAUAAAGAAGAUACUUGUGAGUGCAAACAUGCUUUUGAGUUGGUAUCCAAAGAUGAAAACAGCAUAGUAUUUGCUGCUAAGUCUGCCGAAGAGAAAAACAAUUGGAUGGCCGCACUUAUUUCUCUUCACUAUCGUAGUACACUAGAUCGAAUGCUAGAUUCAGUGUUAUUGAAAGAAGAAAAUGAGCAACCAUUGAGAUUACCAAGUCCUGAAGUGUAUCGUUUUGUGGUAAAAGACUCUGAGGAAAACAUUGUUUUUGAAGACAACCUGCAAAGUAGAAGUGGAAUCCCCAUUAUUAAAGGAGGAACUGUAGUGAAAUUAAUUGAAAGGUUAACAUAUCAUAUGUAUGCAGAUCCCAAUUUUGUUCGUACUUUUCUUACUACAUACCGUUCAUUUUGUAAACCACAGGAAUUGCUAAGCUUACUGAUUGAACGAUUUGAAAUUCCAGAGCCAGAACCUACUGAAGCAGAUAAAUUGGCCGUAGAGAAAGGCGAACAGCCGAUCAGCGCAGACCUUAAAAGGUUUCGCAAGGAAUAUGUGCAACCAGUACAGCUUAGGAUCUUAAAUGUGUUUCGGCACUGGGUUGAACACCAUUUUUAUGACUUUGAAAGGGAUUUGGAGUUGCUUGAAAGACUAGAAUCCUUCAUUUCAAGUGUAAGAGGGAAAGCUAUGAAGAAGUGGGUAGAGUCAAUUGCUAAGAUCAUCAAGAGAAAGAAACAAGCUCAGGCAAAUGGAAUAAGCCAUAAUAUUACCUUUGAAAGUCCACCUCCACCAACUGAAUGGCAUAUCAGCAGACCAGGGCAGUUUGAAACAUUUGACCUCAUGACCCUUCAUCCAAUAGAAAUUGCACGUCAGCUGACACUUUUGGAAUCUGAUCUCUACAGGAAAGUCCAACCUUCUGAACUAGUAGGGAGUGUAUGGACGAAAGAAGAUAAAGAAAUAAAUUCUCCAAAUUUGUUAAAAAUGAUUCGCCAUACCACAAACCUCACCUUAUGGUUUGAAAAGUGUAUUGUGGAAGCAGAAAAUUUUGAGGAACGGGUGGCAAUACUAAGUAGAAUUAUAGAAAUUCUGCAAGUUUUUCAAGAUUUGAAUAACUUCAAUGGUGUAUUGGAGAUAGUCAGUGCAGUAAAUUCAGUGUCGGUAUACAGACUAGACCAUACUUUUGAGGCAUUGCAGGAAAGAAAAAGGAGAAUUUUGGAUGAAGCUGUGGAAUUAAGUCAAGAUCACUUUAAAAAAUACCUGGUAAAACUUAAGUCAAUCAAUCCACCUUGCGUGCCUUUUUUUGGAAUAUAUUUAACAAAUAUUCUGAAAACUGAAGAAGGGAAUAAUGAUUUUUUAAAAAAGAAAGGGAAAGAUUUAAUCAAUUUCAGUAAGAGGAGGAAAGUAGCUGAAAUUACUGGAGAAAUUCAGCAGUAUCAGAAUCAACCUUACUGUUUACGGAUAGAACCAGAAAUGAGGAGGUUCUUUGAAAACCUUAACCCCAUGGGAAGUGCUUCUGAAAAGGAGUUUACGGAUUAUUUGUUCAACAAAUCACUAGAAAUUGAACCCCGAAACUGCAAACAGCCACCUCGAUUUCCUAGGAAAUCAACUUUCUCUUUAAAAUCUCCUGGAAUACGGCCUAAUACAGGCCGACAUGGCUCUACCUCAGGCACUUUACGAGGUCAUCCAACGCCAUUAGAAAGAGAACCAUGUAAAAUGAGCUUUAGUCGGAUUGCUGAAACUGAUAUUGAAUCAACGGUGUCAGCACCGACCUCUCCAAAUACACCAUCUACUCCACCAGUAUCUGCUUCUUCAGACCUUAGUGUGUUUUUGGAUGUGGAUCUCAGCAGUUCCUGUGGCAGCAAUAGCAUCUUUGCUCCAGUCCUCUUGCCACAUUCAAAAUCUUUCUUCAGCUCCUGUGGUAGUUUACAUAAACUGAGUGAAGAGCCGCUGAUCCCCCCUCCGCUUCCUCCUCGAAAAAAGUUUGAGGACGAUGCUUCAAACUCCAAGGGAAAUACGAAAUCUGAUGAUGACCCCCCUGCUAUUCCACCAAGACAGCCUCCUCCUCCAAAGGUAAAACCCAGAGCUCCUGCUCCUACUGGUGCAUUUGACGGGCCUCUGCACAGUCCACCUCCACCGCCACCAAGAGACCCUCUUCCUGAUACCCCUCCACCAGUUCCCCUUCGGCCUCCAGAGCACUUUCUAAACUGCCCGUUUAAUCUUCAGCCACCUCCACUAGGACAUCUGCACAGAGACCCAGACUGGUUCAGAGAUGUUAGUACCUGCCCAAACUCGCCAAAUACUCCUCCUAGCACACCCUCUCCGAGAGUACCACGUCGAUGCUACGUGCUCAGUUCUAGUCACAACCACCUUGCUCAUCCUCAAGCUCCCCCUGUUCCACCGAGGCAGAGUUCAAGCCCUCACCUGCCAAACCUACCAAAACUGCCACCAAAGACUUACAAACGGGAGCUUUCGCACCCUCCGUCAUUCAGACUGCCUGUGCUAGAAAAUGCGGAAACUCCUCAGUGACCUUAGCCAUAUGUAGUCAUUGACACUGGAAUGGUAUUUGUAAAGGGUUUUUUUUUUAAUUUAUUCAAAAAAGGCAUAGUAUUUUAGUACUUUUUACAAAUAAUGCUCUUACAAAAAUGCUACUGAUCAAAUAAGCUUUUAAAAUUGGAAAAGUAAAAAUACAAAAGUCCUUUAUCAUUAUCCUCAGGUGAUCAGUAGCAUUGCCUUGUCUUGGAUCCUCAGUGCUGCCAAAAGGCCAGUAUAAAGAAUUUAUAUUUGCACUGUAGACUCUGCUAAAAUAUGGUUUAAAGUGACAUUGAUUGCACUGAAAGGGGAUAGUGCAUUUGUGGAAUUUUUCAAAUUUGGAUAAUAGACGCCUUUUUAAGGCAGUGAAUUUACACAGAUAUAGGGGGUGUGUGGUAUUACUGAUUUUUAAAACUCUUUGACCAUCUUCUAGUUUUUACUUCUAGUUUUUACGUUUAGGGAGAAUUGUGAAAAACACCCAGUGUUCUUAAACUCUUUAAUGCCAUGUCUUAAAUGCCAGAAUUUGCUGCUGAAGACAAAAAUGAAAAAUAGAAUGAAAGUAAUAGGAUGCACUGUAAGUGUUUAUUAUUUUGUCAAAAUGUAUACAGAGACUACCUAACCCAAUCAUAGAGGGAAAAAGGGCAUGUAUCUCAUUCAGAUGUGCCUUUUGGUUUUGCAGACUAUGGUGUCUUUAGCUAAUGAGUUGCCUAUUGUUUUGGAAAACAAAGUUAAUUAAUAUGCCAUGUAUGUACAGUUUUGUUUAUAUUGUAUAUUUAAAGAUAAUGCUAAUAACCUAUAUAAAUUUAAGUGACUCAAGGCCUAUAAUACAAUCUGCUACUUUACUAAUUCAGAAAUUCAGAGGAAAAUUUCUUAUGGCAUAGGAACCAACUGCCUUGCCCUCAAAACAUAGUAACGUUCUCUAUAAAUCUCAUGUUAACUAAAGUAAAAAAAAUUAUUUUUUAGAUUGGUAACAUUUAAACCGGCAAACAUACUUAAAGCUUUAUUAAACUUUCUAUUCCGAGAAGUGAGUAAAAGUUUUAUUUGCCAUUUGGACUCCUGGGUUCAAAGUGAUGAAAAAGUGUGUUUUGCUGAUAGUGCUGUAGCAGCAGUUGUAAAGUGGCCAGAAGCCACGUUGUUUAUUUACUGGUCUGUGGCCUUUUACUGUGCUUUGUAUCAGAGUUCUUAACGAGAUUAAUAAAUCACCCCAGUCUUAAUUUUUAAAAGAC
Molecule: messenger RNA, 6587 nt
Organism: Ailuropoda melanoleuca (giant panda)
Lineage: Eukaryota; Metazoa; Chordata; Mammalia; Carnivora; Ursidae
Gene: SOS2
Product: SOS Ras/Rho guanine nucleotide exchange factor 2
Exons: 32
Coding region: 136-5358 (1740 amino acids)
Biological process (GO): Ras protein signal transduction
Cellular component (GO): plasma membrane
Molecular function (GO): guanyl-nucleotide exchange factor activity; (S)-2-hydroxyglutarate dehydrogenase activity; protein heterodimerization activity
Source: RefSeq, a predicted model, not a curated record